Messenger RNA from Pezoporus occidentalis (night parrot), 1029 nucleotides. RefSeq names its product arylsulfatase H-like. The record is from RefSeq and is a predicted model, not a curated record. Gene Ontology annotation, molecular function: arylsulfatase activity. Lineage: Eukaryota; Metazoa; Chordata; Aves; Psittaciformes; Psittacidae.
AUGGUGUCCAGCAAUAGGUACCAAGCACUGCAGUGGAAUACUGGGUCAAGAAGGCUCCCUCCUAAUAAGACAACAUUUGCCAGGCUGCUGCAACAAGCCUAUACGACUGGGCUCAUAGACUGCUGUUCUUCCCUAGGCACAGCAUCCUGCACUGACCGGUGGGCUCCCUUUUGGAAGGGGUGUUCUGGAGGGCUCCCAACAAAUGAAAUUGCUUUUAGCAGGAUACUGCACCAGCAAGGUUAUUCUACAGCACUUGUAGGGAAGUGGCAUAUGGGUCAGAACUGCAAAUCCCACUGUGAUCACUGCCAUAACCCUUUAAAUCACGGCUUUGAUUAUUUUUAUGGCAUACCUCCCACCCUUCUGAAUAAGUGUCAAGGCACAGGUGACCAUGAACUGGCCAAUUUUCAAGAUACAUAUUGGCUUUAUACUCAGAUGAUCAUCCUUUCAGUGCUUACUCUUUUGAUUGGAAAACUCACCAAUUUAUUCUCAGUAAAAUGGAAAAUAAUCGUAUGUCUGGCCAUCUGUGGUCUUCUGUAUUUCAUCUCCCGGUUCUCCAGCUAUGGUUUCACUAAGUACUGGAACUGCACCCUGACGAGAAACCACGAUAUCACUGAACAACUGAUAAACCUAGAGAAAAAAAAAAGUUUUAAUAUGCUGAAGGAGGCAGUUUCAUUCAUUGAAAGCUGGAGAAAUGCAGAAGCCAGUGGAGCAGGCUAUGCCUAUUCCUCUUCCCAUUCUAAGCCGCUGCAGAAGGGACGGGCGCCGUCCUUCUCUGGUGAGCGCUGCCGCAGUAGCCAGCAUUGGAGCCGAGCGCUGCAGAGCCGACAACAGAACGCGCCGCCAGGGGGCAGCGCUGCACCGCCAACAUCCACAGCAGCCGCCGCGGAGCCCGUCGGACCCUCAGCGAGCGCUUUGGCAGAGGAGCGUGUAAAAGGUAACAUGGAAUCAAAGCUUCCAGGUUCUCCGGCGCAGGUCGCUGCCUCGCCUUUCGCUUCCACGUACACUGCACGAAAAGCCACUCACAGCUGA